Molecule: messenger RNA, 1224 nt
Organism: Drosophila erecta
Lineage: Eukaryota; Metazoa; Arthropoda; Insecta; Diptera; Drosophilidae
Exons: 5
Coding region: 99-1208 (369 amino acids)
Biological process (GO): establishment of meiotic spindle localization; spindle organization; mitotic cell cycle
Cellular component (GO): spindle pole
Molecular function (GO): protein binding
Source: RefSeq, a predicted model, not a curated record
UCAGUCAUAGCAAACACUUUGUUCCAUGUUUUAGGGUAACACACUAAACACAACACAAACACUUAAAUUAGGAAGAAGUAGCGUGGCAAUUUGGCAGGAUGUUUUCAGGACUCAUUCCCAUGAUGCAGCAUACGCGGAGGGCCACGGCUCCACCAAGUGGGGAUUUUGGUAACAGCAGUGGUGUCUUCGAGCCCCAAAGUGGAUCGAUUGAGUCAUCUAAGUGCAGAAUGCAAAUACUUUCGCGAACCGGAAUGCUGGUUCUGGACUACAAGCAAUACAAAGCAGCCCGAACUAUCCAACAAAACUGGCGAAGAUUCUACUACCGAAAUUACUUCAAGCAUUUAAGAAGGGCGGCCAUCACGAUUCAGCGCUGGUGGCGCGGAUUCUCGGUCAGAAACAACCACACCAGGCUUGUGGAGAACUUGCUGCAGAAGCGGGUCGAGGAGCACCACCGCCGGGCCGCCACCAAGAUCCAGGCCCUGUUCCGAGGAUGGGUGAGCCGGCUCACAAUUCAUGACCACAGCAAGUUGCUCAGGAAGCAGGUGUGCGCCGCCGAGGAUCUGCUCAACUGCGUGGCCUUCAAGUUGCAUCACCUGCUCCGCACCUUCGCGAUUCCAGGUGUAUACUCGCUGAAGAACUCAAACUGCAUGUCGCGAAUAGAGAAGCUGCUGGCCAGCUUACACUUCCGGUUUCACAACGGAAGGGUUAAGUCGCAACUGGCCAAAACUGUGGCCGCUCGCAGCAGGGACAAGGAAGCAUUCAAGAAGAGCAGCAAGUACAGCAAAGUGCCUUUCGAAGGAGCGCGAUAUUGGAGCCAAUGCAAGCCCAAGUGCGAUGCCGCCUUGAAAAUGUGCAAGAAUAUUGACAGGCGCAUGUACAGGAUCAUCGAGAUAUACGAUGCCUCGCAGAGGGAGGCCCAAGCGGCGUUGGUCGAAAAGAAUAGGGCCUACAGGAAGCAAAAGGGGCUCAUGAAGAACAUCAAGAAGGCGGCCGAGAAGAGUAAACGCGACUUCUGCGGCGAUGUCAUUGCCAGUAUGAGACGCUGGAAAAUCCUGGUGGACAACGAGCUGAGUGUGGGCAAGAACAUAUUUAGAAACCCGGAGAAUCUGGAGAGGUUCAUCGCCGAAAUAUCGGAGUACGCAAAUGAGUUUGAGAACUGCACCUGCUAUUGCCGCAUUCCCGUAUUUACAGAAAUCUAUUGCGGCUAAGUGUAAUUAAAACCAG